Messenger RNA from Dipodomys ordii (Ord's kangaroo rat), 2345 nucleotides. It is a transcript of the gene Cpsf6, whose product is annotated as cleavage and polyadenylation specific factor 6, 68kDa. Gene Ontology annotation, biological process: mRNA alternative polyadenylation. The record is from RefSeq and is a predicted model, not a curated record. NCBI's taxonomy places the organism in Eukaryota, Metazoa, Chordata, Mammalia, Rodentia, Heteromyidae. The transcript has 11 exons. Gene Ontology annotation, molecular function: mRNA binding. Gene Ontology annotation, cellular component: mRNA cleavage and polyadenylation specificity factor complex. The coding region runs from base 1 to 1725 and encodes 574 amino acids.
AUGGUAAUGCACCAGGAAGCAGAAUACGGUGGGCAUGAUCAGAUAGAUUUGUAUGAUGAUGUCAUCUCUCCAUCGGCAAAUAAUGGAGAUGCCCCAGAAGAUCGUGAUUACAUGGAUACCCUCCCACCAACAGUUGGUGAUGAUGUGGGCAAAGGAGCAGCUCCAAAUGUCGUCUAUACUUAUACCGGAAAGAGAAUUGCGUUAUAUAUUGGAAAUCUAACAUGGUGGACAACCGAUGAAGACUUAACGGAAGCAGUUCAUUCUUUGGGAGUAAAUGAUAUCUUGGAGAUAAAAUUUUUUGAAAAUCGAGCAAAUGGCCAGUCAAAGGGAUUUGCCCUUGUUGGUGUUGGGUCUGAAGCAUCUUCAAAAAAGUUAAUGGAUCUGUUACCUAAAAGAGAACUUCAUGGUCAGAAUCCUGUUGUAACUCCAUGCAAUAAACAGUUCCUGAGUCAAUUUGAAAUGCAGUCCAGGAAAACUACACAAUCAGGACAAAUGUCUGGGGAAGGUAAAGCUGGUCCUCCAGGAGGCAGUUCACGUGCAGCAUUUCCACAAGGUGGUAGAGGACGGGGCCGUUUUCCAGGGGCUGUUCCUGGUGGGGACAGAUUUCCUGGGCCAGCAGGACCAGGAGGGCCACCCCCACCUUUUCCAGGAAAUUUGAUCAAGCAUCUUGUUAAAGGAACUCGGCCUUUGUUCCUGGAAACUAGGAUUCCAUGGCAUAUGGGGCACAGCAUAGAGGAAAUACCCAUUUUUGGCCUAAAAGCUGGACAAACUCCACCACGGCCACCCUUAGGUCCACCAGGCCCUCCUGGCCCUCCAGGUCCUCCACCUCCUGGUCAGGUUCUGCCGCCUCCUCUAGCUGGGCCUCCUAAUCGAGGAGAUCGCCCUCCACCACCAGUUCUUUUUCCUGGACAACCUUUCGGGCAGCCUCCGCUGGGUCCACUUCCUCCUGGGCCUCCACCUCCAGUUCCAGGCUACGGCCCUCCUCCUGGUCCUCCACCUCCACAGCAGGGACCACCUCCACCUCCUGGUCCUUUCCCACCUCGCCCCCCUGGUCCACUUGGGCCACCCCUUACACUUGCUCCCCCUCCGCAUCUUCCGGGACCACCUCCAGGUGCCCCACCACCAGCUCCACAUGUGAAUCCGGCAUUUUUUCCUCCACCAACUAAUAGUGGCAUGCCUACAUCAGAUAGCCGAGGUCCACCGCCAACAGAUCCAUAUGGUCGACCUCCACCAUAUGACAGGGGUGAUUAUGGGCCCCCUGGAAGGGAAAUGGAUACUGCAAGAACACCAUUGAGUGAAGCUGAGUUUGAAGAAAUCAUGAAUAGAAAUAGGGCAAUCUCAAGCAGUGCUAUUUCAAGAGCUGUUUCUGAUGCCAGUGCUGGUGACUAUGGGAGUGCUAUUGAGACAUUGGUAACAGCAAUUUCUUUAAUUAAACAAUCCAAAGUAUCUGCUGAUGAUCGUUGCAAAGUUCUUAUCAGCUCUUUGCAAGAUUGCCUUCAUGGAAUUGAAUCCAAGUCAUAUGGAUCUGGAUCAAGAAGACGUGAACGAUCAAGAGAAAGGGACCAUAGUAGAUCACGAGAAAAGAGUCGGCGUCAUAAAUCCCGUAGUAGAGAUCGCCAUGAUGAUUAUUAUAGAGAGAGAAGCAGAGAACGAGAGAGACACCGAGAUCGUGACCGAGAUCGUGACCGAGAACGGGACCGAGAGCGAGAGUAUCGUCAUCGUUAGAAGCUGAAGGAAGAGGAACACCUUCCAAGACAAAACAGUCUUCAUGGGAGAAAAGUGACGCUUGUCCAGCAGUUUGCUUCUUGUGAUUGAACUGAACCUGUAAGGAUUCAUGGAUAAACUGAACAGGAAUAGAUCUGAAUAAAGCAAAUCUGCAUAAAUGGUAACCAGUAGCUCUACUUUAUUUUUUAUGUUGCUUAACUGUUUUAUUUGAAGGAAACCUGUGUGAUUUAAAAAGUUAAUAGCUUUUGCAACUUUAUUACUGGUUAUAUACAUUUGGCCAUUAUAAUGUGCAAGCAAUUGGAAAAAGUCAAGUAUAUGCUUGUUUUUAUAGUAGUUGUUUGUUGUUAAAAAUGUUCAUAUGAUAAUGUCUGUAAACAGCACCACUUUGAUUACAAUAGAUGUAGUGUUGUAAUAAACUGUUUAAUGGGGCUGAUGUGUAAAGCUGUUCAAGUUAUUUGAUGUUUACACCUCAGGGAAAGUCUUGUGUUCAGCAAUAUCUAAAGAUAAUGUUACUAUGACAACAUUUUUACUGUCCUUUAAAAAAGCAUUGCAAUAGCAUUUUUUGGAUAUGCAUCGACUAAUCUUGCGUUCAGUGAAUUAAACAUAACUAAUUAAGUGUC